AUGCAGCAGUGCGGCUGGCGCAGUGUACGUACAGCGCAGCAGCUUGCUGCUGCCAUUGUUUGCAGUGUACGUACAGCUGGGGUUUCGUGCUGCAGAGAGUUGCUGGCAGCACACGCGCGGCUGCGGCUGCCGCUGGACGCAGCAGCAGCAGCAGCAGUUGCUGCUGCAGCGCAGCGGCUGCUGCAGCAAGCAGCAGCACUGGGCCCCAAGGACGUGGCCCUUGUGCUGAACAGCAGCACGCGGUGUAUGUACAGCAGCACGCGCAGCAAGUUUGCUGCUGCUGUUGCUGCUCAAGUGCCGCGAGUUGCUGCAGCAAUGCGGCCGCAGCAGCUGGCGCUGGCGGCGCAUGCACUUGCUGCUGCUGCAGCAAGACACGCAGCAGCACUAGCAGCAAUCGAAGCAGCAGCACUGCAGCAAACUGACCACUGGACCCCACAAGAUGCUGCGCUGCUCGUCAGCUCCUUCGCCAAGCUCCAGGUGUACAGACACGCCCUCUUCGCUGCAGCAGCCAAACACGGGCAGCAGCAAACGGCUUCGUACGGGCCGCAGGACCUGGCGCUGCUGUGCAGCGGGCUGGCGGCGUUUGGGGGCCCGCUGCUGCAGCAGCAGCAGCUGCUGCUGCUGCAGCAGCGGGCGACGCAGCUGCUGCGGCGCUUCAAAGGCCCCGAACUGGCCCUGACUUCCUUCGCCCUGGCCAAGCUGGGGUGUACAGACACCGCGUGGCUGCAUGCGCUCGCCGACGAGGCCCUCUACCGACUUGCGGUGUACAGACACCCCAGCUCUCCACUUUCUUUUUCUCUUUUUGAUCUCCAGCAACUCUCAACAGCUUUUAUUAAAAUGCACUUCAAAGACCCCAGGCUCUUUGCUGUCAUUGCGCAAGCAGCAAAGCACCGCCUCCGCCUCCUUGCUGCAGGGGGCCCCCAGGGGAGGGGGCCCCACCGGGGGGCCCCGAAUGCGCAGACAAUUGCUUGUUUGCUGCAUGCGUUUGGGCGGGCUGGGGUGCGAGACAAAGAGCUGCUGAGUCUGCUGGAGCAGCAAGUGCUGCUGCUGCAGCAGCAGUUUUCUUCUGCGGGUUUGGGAAUGGUUGCUGCUGCUGCUGCAGCACUGGGCAUUCGGAACCAGCGGGUGUGGGGGGCCCUGCAGCAGCAGGGGGCCCUCAGGGGCCCCCAGAUGCCGCUGGACCUGCUCGUUUUGCUGCUGUCAGCAGUCUCCAGGGGGCCCCCCAAAGCUGUUUCAAACUCUUUUCUUCUUGCUGCUGCAGCAAGGCUGCGGCUGCACAUUCUUUUGCUGCCUGCUGCAGCACUUGCUGCUGCAGUUGUGGCUUUCGAGCGCGUGCGCUGGAGAGACUCGGCCUUCCUAGCCCGCGCUGCCCGGCUGCUGCAGCAGCAGCUGCAGCAGCAGCAGCAGCAGCCGCAGCAGCAGCAGCAGCAGCAGCAGCAGCUGAGCACCAGGGCCCUCUGCGGCGCCUUCUCCGCCUUCGCCAAACUCGCCUACAGAGACCCUCGGGUGUACAUACACCUCGGCAGAGAGAUUUACCAAAGGCUUCAUCAGCUCACUCAAGAAGACGCAGCAACAGUCCUCUACGCGCUGCUGCUGCUGCAAGCCAGCAGCAAGCAGCAGCAGCAGCAGCAGCAGCAGCAGCAGCAGGGGGCAGGCGCGCAGCACCAGCCGCUGCAGGAGCUCGACGAGCCCAGCGAGCGGCAGCAACAGCAGCAGCAGCAGCAGCAGCAGCAGCAGCAGCAGCAGCAGCAGCAGCUGGGCGGGCUGGACACUGGCCACUUUGACGGUUUGCUGCUGGGGGUGCUGCAGCUGCUGCAGCAGCAGCAGCAGCAGCUGAGCGCAGCAACAGUGUCGCGGCUGCAGCUCGCAGGCCUUUACCUGCGGCUGUACCGGCCGGAGCUGCACGAGUCUUUGGGGGCCCCCGCUGCGGCGCUGCUGUCGCGUGCUGCUGCUGCUGCUGCUGCUCCUGCUGCUGCUGCUGCUGCUGCUGCUGCUGCAGGCAGCGGGCUCGCGCUCUCCUCGCUGCUGCACCGCUCCGUCUCCAGGGCCCUUGCUGCUGCAUGCAUUCCCCACUGCAGCGAGGCCCGUGUGGGGCCCCUCACUCUCGAUUUGCUGCUGGGGCCCCAGCUGUGUCUGGAAGUGUGGGGCCCCACACAUUACUACCGCUGCACCCUCAUGCGCACUGCUGCUGCGGCCUUCAAGCUAACCCUAAUUCAGGGUUUAGGGUUUACAGUCGCCCCCCUCUCCUACUUGGAGUGGCAGCAGCUGCAGACCAGAGACGCCAAAAUCGUCUUCCUCCACAAACUCCUCAAAGACCUCCAGCAGCAGCAGCAGCAGCAGCAGCAGCAGCAGCAAAGGCAGCAGCAGCAGCAAAGGCAGCAGCAGCAGCAGCUCGAGGAGGGUUCUCCUGAGAAGCCCCAAGCACUCACCGCUUAA
Eimeria necatrix is the source of this 2436-nucleotide messenger RNA. RefSeq lists its product as hypothetical. Lineage: Eukaryota; Apicomplexa; Conoidasida; Eucoccidiorida; Eimeriidae. Gene Ontology annotation, biological process: regulation of transcription by RNA polymerase II. Bases 1 to 2436 code for a protein of 811 amino acids. The record is from RefSeq and is a predicted model, not a curated record. The transcript is spliced from 2 exons.